CGCGCACGUCUAAAAAGAAGAAGAGAGCGGUGCUGAAUUAUUCGAUUCUUCUCUUUUCAUGGUCUGAGGAGAUUCACUUUUACUUCGCAUACAGAGUUUUUGUUUACCAGUGAUCAAGAGGGAAAUAACUAAAGAGUGGAUGCAAAGAAUGUGAGAAUAUCCAUUAAGAUGGCAUCUCAUAACCAUUCCAGCUCCCUUUUGCCUUCCUGCACCUACAAGGAGGACUUCAAGCGCUACCUUCUCCCGUCCGUCUACAGCCUAGUCUUCAUCUUUGGACUGCCGCUCAAUUUCAUCAUCAUCCUGCGGAUCUGGGGCUCACGGCGCGCACUGACGCGGACUAAGAUCUACAUGCUGAAUCUAGCUGUGGCGGAUUUUCUAUACGUCUGCUCCCUUCCGCUUCUCAUAUACAACUACGCCAGCAAAGACUACUGGCCGUUCGGCGACUUCACCUGCCGUUUGGUUCGCUUUCAGUUCUACAGCAACCUGCACGGAAGCAUCUUCUUCCUUACCUGCAUCAGCUUUCAGCGUUACCUGGGCAUAUGCCAUCCGUUGACGCUGUGGCCUAAACAGGGCGGACGCAGGCUGGCCUGGUUGGUCUGUGCUGGUGUUUGGGUUACUGUCGUCCUGCUCUGCGCCCCCACGUUUGAGUUUGCCGCCACCGGCAUCCAGCGCAACCGCACGGUGUGCUACGACCUAAGCAUUCCCCCUCGUGCACCUGAAUACUUCCCGUAUGGCAUCAUCUUGACCUGCCUGGGCUUCAUCGUGCCCUUUCUGGUGAUUGUGGUGCUGUACUGCAAAAUGACGCGGGUUCUCUGGCAGGUCGGCGAAGCCCGAGAAGCCUCGGCUGUGGAGAAGAAGAAUAAAGCCAUCAGGAUGAUCAUCAUUGUAACGCUGGUGUUCGCCAUCAGCUUUUUGCCGUUCCACGUGACAAAGACGCUUUACCUGCUGGUGAGGACCCUUCCUACGGCCCCCUGCGAGCUGAGGAACCUGCUGUCUGUGGUGUACAAAAGCACAAGACCCUUUGCCAGCAUGAACAGUGUUCUGGACCCCAUUCUGUUCUACUUCACCCAGCCGCAGUACAGGCGCAGCACCAGAAGCCUGCUGCUCAAAAUCACCUCGCUGAAAGACAAGAGUGUCAAAAUCUGACUAGAAAACACCUGGUUUUGUCUAAAAUUACUGUAUAUUAAAAGGUUAGUUCACCCAAAAAUGAAAAUUCGUUCAUUAAUUACUCACCCUCAUGUCGUUCCACACCCGUAAGACUUUUGUUCAUCUUUGUAACACAAAUUAAGAUCUUUUUAGUGAAAUCUUAGAGCUUUCUUUCCCUCCAUUGACAGCCUACGCAACUACCAAUUUCAAUCCCCAGAAAGGUAUUAAAGACAUCAUAAAAGUAAUCCAUGUGACACCAAUGGUUCAGCUCAAUUUUAUGAAGUGACACAAGAGCUUUGUUUGUGCAAAAAAACAUAAUUUAUGACUUUAUUUACAAAAUAUUAACCUCUACACAUGGGUGUUUUGCGUUAAUGUGCGUCGAAGAUUAAUACUUUGUAAAUAAAGUGGUAAAUUACGUUUUUUUUUCCCCUGCAAAAAAACCACUCGCUUUGCUUCAAAUUGAGGUUAAACCAUUGGUGUCACGUAGAUUACUUUAAUGAUGUCUUUACUACCUUUCUGGGGCUUGAAAGUAGCACAGUAGUUGCGUAGGCUGUCAAUGGAGGGACAGAAAGCUUUCAGAUUUCAUUAAAAAGAUCUUCAUUUGUGUUCUGAAGAUAAACAAAUGUCUUACGGGUUUGGAAUGACAUGAGGGUGAGUAAUUAAUGACAGAAAUUUAAUUUUUUUUGGGUGAACUAACCCUUUAAUGCAAGACAUUACAGCCAAAUACAUUGUUUUUCAUACAUUGGACCAUUUUGAGAUUUUAGGCUAUUUUGCUUCCAUAACUUUUCUUCUUUCAGACUAGUCAAAAGAACAUCCAAAAUACACAUUUAAAUGUUUAUUUUAAUACUAUUUACAUUAGUAGAUUUACAAAUACAUUUCUUUAAAAUAUGUAUUUACAAAUACAUAUCUUUUUUUUAGUUUUUUCUCCUGAACUGAAUCAGAAAUCUCCACUUCAGCAGCUUUACAGUUUUGUUCCUAUCUAUAUUCUAAUUUUACAGACUAGUUUGUUCAUAUCAUUUGCCUGAUUUAUAUAACAUUUUAUUCUUAAUAACAUUUCUUUUUUCUAACUGUUGGCAGUAUUUUCUGAUUUAUGGAGAGGAGAUAUCCAAAAUAUCCUUUGUCAACCAAAUGAAUCAAGAAUUUUAAAUCUGGCUUUAUCCAUUGUUCAGAUUUCAGUUUUGGAAAUGUACACAAAAGAGUGCAUUUUUAAAAAGAUAAGGCAUCAUUUGCAUAUUUAAACAACAUUUCAGAAAACUUGAAAUACAAAAUUUCAUGUCUUUAUGUACUGUGAUUAAUUACCUGGAGGAGUAUGGUGAUAUCUAUUAGUUAAACAAUUAUUUACCUGUGGUGUCUUGCGUUAAGAUAGACUAAGCAGGUUUUGUGGUGUCGAAACAAAACAAAAAAAUGUCGAUAUUUAUAUACAAAACAUACAAAGCGUUUAGAACCUCUACUGUGAAAGUGUUGCAUGAUUGUUGAAGGAAGUGACACUUUUGAUUGAUUCAGUGUUGCGAAAAAUCAUUUAUGAUGAUUGGAACAUCAUACAUCACCCAUUGGACAUUUGCAUUUGCUUUGAGUUAGGGAACAGCCCACCAAAGCAUGUGCCAGUCUUGGCAGGUUACUAGUGGAGCUGUGAGCUCGUAUCUGAGGGGUUUGAACCCUGUGAAUGGCAGCUGAAUGAGAGGACUAGUUUGGUUGAUCCAGUCAAGAUCAGCUGAUCUCUCCUUACAUGUGAAAAGUGAAAGGUGCAUUUUAUGAACAUUUUAUGAGGACAAUAAGAUAUAAGAAAAGAUGUAAUUGCUGAUAUAAGGAUUAUAGAGCUGAGAAAUCAGAAAUGUUUUUAAGCAAAGAGGAUUUUGAGUGCAACUUAACAAAAUAAUUGUUAAUAAUGAAGUUGCAUUAGUGGAGAAAGAAAAAAAGCAUUUGUUUAAAAAUGCAAGAAAUCACCCAUUUAUUAUUCUUAUUAAGAAUUAAGUGUGUGUGUGUGUGUGGUACCGUUCAAAAGUUUGGGGUAAUUUUUUUUUUAAACAAAUUAAUACUUUAAUUCAGCAAGGAUGCAUCCUGAAAAUAAUGUUUCCACAAAAAAUAUCAAGAAUCACAACUGUUUUCAGCACUGACAAUAAUCAUAAUGUUUCUUGAGCAGCAAAUCAGCAUAUUAGAAUGAUUUCUGAAGGAUCAUGUGACUGAAGACUGGAGUAAUGAUGCUGAAAAUUCAGUUUUACCAUCACAGGAAUAAAUUACAUUUUAAAAUAUAUUCAAAUAGAAAAUAAGUCAUUUUAAAUUGUAACAGUAUUUCGCAAUAUUACUGUUUUUACUGUAUUUUUGAUCAAAUAAAUGCAGCCUUGAUGAGUAUAACAGACUUCUUUCAAAAAUACUUAAAAUUCUCAGUGGCCCUAAACUUCUGAAUGGUACUGUAUAUACAUAGGUGCGUGACACCCCCUUUGAAACAGUGAUGUGUGGAAUUAUGGAUGAGAAAUAGACACGAAUAGAAGCAUUUGGAAUGGAAAGAAAAACACCAUCUGUUUAACAUACUACAUCUGCUGCACAUUAUCUGAAGGACGAUCAUUAUCAGAUGUUUGAUGGUUUAAUAACACGUUGUACAGAUCAACAUCCUUAUGAAGUGACGUCUUGUCCUAUUAGAGAAGGAUCUAGUGUUAACAACAACACAUGUACAGUGCUGUGCUACUUUACUGUCAUUGUAUGUUGUGUUUGCAUGCAGUUUAAUCGCAGCUGUAGACCUCAAAUGAGUUGAAGUCUUUAAAUUGAAGCUUCAACGUGACCAAAAUCUACAAAACCUUAUCAAUACCAUCAAGAUAAAAAGCUAGAGAGCAUCAACACGGUAUAUUUGAAUGUGUUUGGCCAGUAUUAUGUUUGUGAAUUUUUUAUGAAUUUUGUCUUGUAUAAAAUCUAUAUAUCUGAUAUAUCUGAAGGGCAAAGAAGAAACUUUUCCAUCAAUGUGCAUGAACAUGAAGCAAAAUAAAAUAAAUUUGUUUAAAGUGGAAUACUAACAUAAUGCAUACUAUGCUGCAAUCACUGUAUACUACAUCCUGUGUUUUUAUUUAAUUUGUUUGUGAAACUAUAUGCAUUAUGCAGUGAUAAAUAUUUCAAACAGAAGUAUCCUACACAUGACCUUUCCAUGUUGAAUAUUUGAUUCAUCAAGUGGCAUUCAGUUAUCAAAAAAAUGGUUAUUUUGCAUUUUUGGGUGUUAAAUGCAUACAAACAAUUUGCAUACAGUAUACUAAUAGUGCAGAAAUAGUAGUAUAGUAUGCUAUUUUAAACAUAUAGGCUACACGGUUAACUAAUGAGCAACUUCAACUUACUUUGAAGCAACAAGCACUUCUGUCUCAGACAUUGUGAAUGGCCAGUAGGUGGUAUAUUUUACCAAGGCAAGAUUUUGUUGUUAAAGCAGAUGUGAUGUUUGCACAUUAAACUGGUCCUUUGCUUUCUGCUUAUAAAAGGUCAAGCCUUAUUUGAACAUUUACAGCGAGAAAGAAUUUAAAGUAAUUUUAUGAACAUGCAACUUUGGGGCAAAAUUUAUCACUUUGCCCAUAUAGUAAUGAUGAAAACAUACGUCACUGUUAUUCAAUAUACUUAAAGUCAUUCCAUCUGUGUCUAUAUUGUAGUACAUGCAUACAAAAUAUUUUUCAAGUAAGCAGUUAUUGAACACUUGUAUUGUCAAUGUUGUGCAAAUAUAAAAUGACAAUUAACAUUAUCUGACAAUUAAUGUUUGCUUUUGACAUUGAUUUAUUCAUAUCAAACACUUUGUGUAAAUAAUUUGUAGAAUCUCUAGAUGUACGAAAUAAGUAUAAUAUUAAAUGAAAAUAUUCAAAUCUAUGUCCUAAAUGUAAUUUAUGAUCAUUUAUGAAGUUUUUAAUGAAUGUUUUUGUUGUUGUUAUGUGUAAUUUGGAUUUGUCAAAUUUAAUUAAUUGCCCAUUGUGUUUUUAACCUGAUAUGUUGUUUGUCCAGUAAAGACAAAUCAAUAAACUUCCUGUCAUAUUACGCAACAUUCAGAUUCAAGAAAGACCUACCCAAAAAGUACUUAAGUUUCACUGUAAUAUGUGUAAACUGUAACUAUGUUGCACUGUAAUAUGUAUAAAUGUGAUUGCAUUACAUAAGAAAAAAACAAACCGGGCAUCUUAAUAAAAAAUUAUGUUUGAGCUUUUA
This is a messenger RNA of Ctenopharyngodon idella (grass carp), 5307 nucleotides long. RefSeq names its product P2Y purinoceptor 3. The transcript is spliced from 2 exons. NCBI's taxonomy places the organism in Eukaryota, Metazoa, Chordata, Actinopteri, Cypriniformes, Xenocyprididae. Gene Ontology annotation, biological process: phospholipase C-activating G protein-coupled receptor signaling pathway; cellular response to pyrimidine ribonucleotide. Gene Ontology annotation, cellular component: plasma membrane. Gene Ontology annotation, molecular function: G protein-coupled ADP receptor activity; G protein-coupled UDP receptor activity; G protein-coupled UTP receptor activity. The coding region runs from base 169 to 1146 and encodes 325 amino acids. The record is from RefSeq and is a predicted model, not a curated record.